CCCAUCGCCGCCGCCGCGGCCUUGACCAUGGCCAAGGCCGCCGCCCUCGCCGAGGUGACCCAGGUGCUGUGCGCGGCCGGGGGCGCCUUGGAGCUGGAGGAGCUGCGGCGCCGCCUGCAACACGGCGUCGGUGCGGACAAGCUGGAGCGGCUGCUGCGGGAGGGCCGGCGCUUUGCGGUGGCGACGCGGGCGAGAGGCGCGGCCGCUGCCUCAGGCUCCGAGCGGGUGGUGGUGGCCAUCUCGGCGCUGCGCCUGUGUCGCGGCCGGGGCGUCAAGACCACCUGCACGGGGCUCUGCGGGGAGCUGCACUUCUGCAAGUACCUGGUCCUGGGGGCCUGCAAGUUCGUCAAGAGCGGGAAAAACUGUAGGAACAGUCACAGCUUGACAACUGACCACAACAUGAGUGUGCUGAAAACUCACGGCGUCGACCACCUCAGCUACAGUGAGCUCUGCCAGCUCUUGUUUCAGAAUGACCCCUGGCUCUUGCCGGAGAUCUGCCUUCACUACAACAAAGGAGAUGGACUCCAUGGCGCUUGUGCCUUUCAGGAGAAAUGUAGCAAACUCCAUGUCUGCCAGUAUUUUUUACAGGGUGAAUGCAAAUUUGGCAAAGGCUGUAAGAGAUCUCAUAAUCUCUCUAAUCCUGAGAAUCUGGAAAAACUGCAGAAGUUGGGCAUGAGCUCAGACUUGGUGCCCAGACUGCCUUCCAUUUAUAGAAAUGCUCAUGACAUCAAGAACUGGAGCUCUGUCCCAGGCUCACCGAAGACUUCUGAAAGAAGAGACAGUUCCGGUUCUGUGUCCUCAACCACUACUAACCAAGAGGAGAACGAUCAGAUCUGCUUGUUCCAUAUCUGGAAAAGUUGUAGCUUUCAAGAUAAAUGCAGUAAAGUUCAUUUCCAUUUGCCGUAUCGAUGGCAGUUCUUGGAUGGAGGCAGGUGGAAGGAUUUGGAUAAAAUGGAGCUUAUUGAAGAAGCAUAUAGCAAUCCCAAUAAAGACAGAGUCAUGUGUGCUGAUUCGGUCAAUAACUCUCACCGUGAGUAUCUGAACUUUGAGUCUAUGAAGUUCGGCACUGCCCAGGCCCGCCGCCUCUCUACAGCCUCCUCAGUCACCAGAGCUCCACACUUCAUCCUCACUACUGAGUGGGUUUGGUACUGGAUUGAUGACUUUGGUUUUUGGCAGGAAUAUGGAAAACAAGGCGUGGAGCACCCCAAGACUACUGUUUGCAGCAGCAAUGUGGAGAAGGCCUACCUGGCAUACUGUGCAUCAGGGUCUGACACCCAAGCAGCUGUUCUCAAGUUCGAGGCUGGAAAGCACAAAUACAAGUUGGACUUCAGAGAUUUUGUUCAGAAAAACCUGGCCUUUGGCACAUCAAGAAAGGUUUGUCGGAGACCCAAAUAUGUGUCUCCUCGGGAUGUGAAGGUGAAGCAAACCAGCAAUGUCAAGUUUCAAGGCCCAAAGAACAUCCCAGACCAUUGGGACCCCUCAGCCCUACCAGACACCGGCUUUCAGCUGGUCACCCUCAGUUCUUCCUCAGAAGAAUACCAGAAGGUCCAUAGUCUCUUUAACCGUACACUGCCCUACUUUGUUCAGAAGAUCCAGCGAGUCCAGAACCUGGCUCUCUGGGAAAUCUACCAGUGGCAAAAAGGGCAGAUGCAGAAGGAAAAUGGAGGGAAGACCGUGGAUGAGAGACAGCUGUUCCAUGGCACCAGUGAUGAUGUCGUCAAUGCCAUCUGCCAGCAGAACUUUGACUGGCGGGUCUGUGGCCUUCAUGGCACUAACUAUGGCAAAGGGAGCUACUUUGCCCGAGAUGCCAUGUAUUCCCACCACUACAGCAAAUCGAACUCGAAGUUCUUCAUGAUGUUCCUGGCUCGGGUGCUGGUGGGCGAGUUCACCCGAGGCAAUGCCUCCUUUCUCCGCCCCCCAGCCAAGGAGGGCCAGAACAGCGUCUUCUACAACAGCUGUGUGAAUAGUGUGUCUGACCCUUCUAUCUUUGUGAUCUUUGAGAAGCAUCAGAUUUACCCAGAGUACGUCAUCCAGUACACCACCUCCAAGCCUGUGGCCACGGCCUCCGCCCAACCUGCAGACGGUGCCUCCAGCUUGUUAUCCUUGGUGUCCCUCCUUCAUAUCCAGCAGUGAGCACAAGGACGUGUAUUAUGUCCUUCAGGCUUGUCUUCCUUGAAAGAGCUAUUUGGGAAGGGUUGUUUGUUUUUUUAUAUAUAUAACAAAAACACUUUUAAUGAACUGUUUAAUGUUGACUUCUUGAUGAAGUUACAUUCUUAUUCUCUUCCUGACAGUAGUUUUUGGUUUUAAGACACUUUUGAGCUCAAUAGUGGGCUGACCAGUAGUGAUUGUAGGUGAGCCCAUUAUUGCUUUUUACUAGGGUGGUGUUUUAUUUUUUACUCUCUUUGUUGACUUUGCUACUGACUGGCACCAGGUACAGAGUUUCCAGAUACUAUUUUAUGGAUUGGUUUUAAUUUUUAAUUUCUGUCUCCAGUGAUCUGGUUUUUCACCAUCUCGGUGGCAUCUUGUUCUGUUUUUUUUUUCAGAAUACCAUGGUAGCCUAGGGUUCAGGAAAACCUGCACUUGUGGCCCAAGGAGAUAGUCAUUGUGUCUCUUGCUCUGGCUGUAAUCUAGGCAGCUCUUCUGCUGCUGCUCUUGGGCUCCUGGCAUUGGAAUUGGUCCGUAUAUUAUGCUACUGUGGCUCCUGUGAGGUGUCACUGAACCCCUGAUGGUUGCCCUUUGUCAUGGGCCCAGCCCGUGAGUGUGCAUCCCAGCAUCUCCUAAGGGCACUGGACAUCCUCUGAAUAUGGGUUUUAUGUCUUCAUGGGAUUUGAAUACCUGUGCUGCAAUUUGUCACAAUAGA
This is a messenger RNA of Pteronotus mesoamericanus, 2860 nucleotides long. It is a transcript of the gene PARP12, whose product is annotated as poly(ADP-ribose) polymerase family member 12. NCBI's taxonomy places the organism in Eukaryota, Metazoa, Chordata, Mammalia, Chiroptera, Mormoopidae. Gene Ontology annotation, molecular function: NAD+ poly-ADP-ribosyltransferase activity; metal ion binding; NAD+-protein mono-ADP-ribosyltransferase activity. Gene Ontology annotation, cellular component: nucleus. The record is from RefSeq and is a predicted model, not a curated record. The coding region runs from base 28 to 2133 and encodes 701 amino acids. The transcript has 12 exons.